GAUUAACGUCACUUCCGGGGUCAGUCAAACGCUAUGGCCACUAACGCGGAGCAGAGGCGGCGGCCGGGAGUUGGGGUCGGCGUGGUGGUGCUGAGCUGCGAGCAUCCUCGUUGCGUCCUUCUGGGGAAAAGGAAAGGGUCGUUUGGAGCCGGCAGUUUCCAGCUUCCUGGGGGCCACUUGGAAUUCGGUGAGACCUGGGAAGAAUGUGCUCAGAGGGAAACCUGGGAAGAGGCUGGGCUUCGCCUGAAAAAUGUGCGCUUUGCUUCGGUGGUAAAUACUUUUGUUGAGAAGGAGAAUUACCAUUAUGUCACCAUAUUAAUGAAAGGAGAGGUGGACGUGACUCACGAGUCAGAACCAAGGAAUAUGGAACCAGAAAAGAAUGAAAGUUGGGAGUGGGUUCCCUGGGAAGAGUUUCCUCCCUUGGACCAGCUUUUCUGGGCUCUCCGUUGUCUAAAAGAGCAAGGCUAUGAUCCAUUUAAAGAGGACCUGAACCACCUGGAAGGGUACAGAGGAAAGCACCUUGAAAAGACACCAAGAUUCCUUGAUUAAAAAAAAAAA
Molecule: messenger RNA, 558 nt
Organism: Rattus rattus (black rat)
Lineage: Eukaryota; Metazoa; Chordata; Mammalia; Rodentia; Muridae
Gene: Nudt15
Product: nudix hydrolase 15
Exons: 3
Coding region: 34-549 (171 amino acids)
Biological process (GO): dGTP catabolic process
Cellular component (GO): cytosol
Molecular function (GO): 8-oxo-7,8-dihydrodeoxyguanosine triphosphate pyrophosphatase activity
Source: RefSeq, a predicted model, not a curated record